Molecule: messenger RNA, 1351 nt
Organism: Penaeus monodon (black tiger shrimp)
Lineage: Eukaryota; Metazoa; Arthropoda; Malacostraca; Decapoda; Penaeidae
Product: basigin-like
Exons: 10
Coding region: 1-1263 (420 amino acids)
Source: RefSeq, a predicted model, not a curated record
AUGGCCAACGGCACGGGAGACAUCGGGAAACACAGGGAAAACCUCGUUUCUUUUAAGGUGUUUGGACAUCUUACAAGGGUGUUGAUGCCAAAGCCCCGAGGUGGGUGUGGGAGUAAAUUUGAUGAGUGUGGAUAUCCAAAGGUAAUAGAUAUGGAAAUGAUGAAUCAUAUCACUGAGAUAUUGGUACAAAGAAGUGCUGGAGGCGCAGUGUCUGGGAGUUCAAGUGCAGGAGUAGGUAGGUAUAACAGUGGAGGAGGAAUAGAUCUUGAAUACAGCGGCCAUCAUUUUGUGGCAGUCGGAGACAAAUUUUCCAUAACAUGCAUUACCACAGUGGAUUUGUACCCUCAGUGGACAUUCAAUGGUAAUGCUGUCAUCCCAGGGGAGGCUGGCUUUACCAUGCUUGAAGGUCAUGGAACCCAGGGAUACAUUGUGAGUCGUUUAUCAGUUGUGCAGGCUCAUACCUUCCAUGCCGGGGAAUACAAGUGUUCCCCAUUAACUGAUAAAACUCAUUCUGUUUAUGUCAUUGGUGGUUCAGUGACAGAGACGGAAGAUACUCGCGUACUACAUGAGGGUUCUCCCCUGUCUCUAACCUGCACCCAGAACCUCACAAAUGUAGACACUGUUUGGACCAAAGAUGGAGAGACAGUCACUGAGAAUGACCACAUAAAGGUUUUCAAAAACACCACCCUCUACAUUGCUUCUGCUGCAGUGACUGACAUUGGAGAGUACACUUGUGAACACAGCGGCCAGGACGAGCCUAAAGUCUUCAAUGUUGUUCAACUGAAGCUCCAUAAAGAACUCCCAAAGUCCACCACUGUUUUGGAGAAUGACAAGUUGGCUCUUUCCUGUCAGGUUGAAGGCAACCCACCCCCCACAGUCCAGUGGCUAAAGAAUGGUGAACUCAUGGAAGACUCUAUCAACUCCACCAGACUUAUUUUCUCUGAAAAUGAGCACAAAAUCCCCAAUGCCAGUCUGCUGAUCAAACCCAUCCUCAAGUCAGAUAUUGGAAACUACAUUUGCCUGAUUAAGCAGUAUUCUCUUCAGCUGAACACCACCACGGAAGUGCGUGUGAAAGACAUCUAUGCUGCCUUGUGGCCAUUCCUUGCCAUCGUUGCUGAGGUGAUUAUCCUGUGCGUCAUUAUUUUCAUCUACGAGAAACGUCGCAUCAAGGCUAACUUCGAUGAUUCUGAUUCAGAUCCUGCCCCAGACCAAAAAAGUGUUGCCGACCACAACAAAGAUGCUGAAGUUCGCCAGAGGAAGUAGGCUGUGAUGUGGUGAUAUUCUUAUCACUGAAGGAGAUGGUGUUUAGGAGGAAAAUAAGUUUGUGAUAUUUUUAGGAGUUGAAGGUGCC